This is a messenger RNA of Staurois parvus, 296 nucleotides long. The record is from the annotation of a GenBank genome assembly. Lineage: Eukaryota; Metazoa; Chordata; Amphibia; Anura; Ranidae.
CUCCACAUGUUAACCCCUUCCUGCCCAGUGCCAUUAGUAGUGUCAGUGCUUUUUAUUAGCACUGAUCACUGCAUUGGUGUCACUGGGGAUGUCAGUGACACCAAGUCAAUUCCCCCCAGUGUCAGAAUGCCCGCCGCAGACCCCCAGUCAUGCUAUAAGUCGCUGAUCACCACCAUUACUAGAAAAAAAAAUUAUAUCAUUGUAUAUAUACCACCAUUUGUAAACAAUACAACUUUCACGUAAACCAAUUCAUUUACACGUAUUUUUUUAGCAAAGACAUCAUGUAGCAGAAUACA